Paramecium tetraurelia is the source of this 2214-nucleotide messenger RNA. RefSeq lists its product as uncharacterized. The record is from RefSeq and is a predicted model, not a curated record. Gene Ontology annotation, molecular function: ATP binding; protein kinase activity; protein binding. Gene Ontology annotation, biological process: protein phosphorylation. NCBI's taxonomy places the organism in Eukaryota, Ciliophora, Oligohymenophorea, Peniculida, Parameciidae. The transcript has 4 exons.
AUGAAAUUGUUUAGCUUUUUAAAAAGAAAAACAAAUAAUCUUCAUCAUAUCACGUACUCAAAUAAUGAUGAAUAUCAUGGGGAAAUGAAAGAAAGCUUAAAACAUGGAAAAGGAGUCUACAAAUUUGAUAAUGGCAAUAGGUAUGAAGGUGAAUGGUCUAAAAAUCAAAAACAUGGAAAAGGGAAGUAUUAUUAUAGCAGUGGAGAAUUAUAUAUUGGACAAUGGAAAGAAAACAAGAAAAGUGGUCAUGGCUAACAUUUCGGAUUACAUGGCGAUAGAUAUGUUGGAUAAUGGUCACAUAACUACAAGCACGGUAAGGGAACAAUUUUUUAUGGAGAUAAUUCAAUUUAUUCUGGUAACUAAAAUUUAUAAUUGUAAGGUGAAUUUUAAGAAAAUAAAAAAAAUGGUCCCGGUUACUUCUACAGCUCCAUAACAAAGGAGUUGAGCUUUUAAAUGUUUGAGAAUGACAAAUUGCUUGAAUAAAGUCCAGUUGAGAAAGUUCCAAGUGAAUUUGAAAAUGUGUUUUCUGCUUAUUUAGUGCAUGAUAAUCAUAUUAAACAUCUUCAAUCCUAAUUAAAUAAAUCUGAUGAAAAUCACUUGAUACAACAAGAGGCACAUGGAUUUGAAACACUUCAAGCUUUAAAUGAAACUGUUACUGUGAAGGGAAACAAAAAAAUGUAAGAUUGGAAUACAAAUGAUGUUUGUGUAUGGUUGGAAUGCUUAGGUUUAUCCUAAUAUAAGGAAAAUUUCUAGAAAAAUCAAAUGGUAGGAGAAAUCCUACAUAAUUUGACAGAUAAGGAAUUGAAAGAAGAAUUAGGCAUCCAGAUACUUGGACAUAGAAAACAAAUCUUAUAGUAGAUUAAUAUGCACAAAAAAUACUACAUAAAAACGAUGUCGAAUUAAAUAUAAAAGACAGAAAGUGAAAAUUCAGCUGAUUAAUCUUCGAAAUAUGAUCAAUUGUUUUCUAUCAUUCAAAAGAUCGAGUCUACAACAACUUUAGGAAAGGAAACUAAGAUUCCAAAGUAAAAGAAAUAAAAGUAAAAAUCUACUUAAGGAUCUGAAGAAAAAUAAUCUUCUCCUUUAUCUUAAAAAAAAUAAUCUCCAAAAUAAGGUAAUUAAGGUUAAAUUAUAAAAACAGAGGAUAAUUGUGAUCUCAAUAAUUUUAAUGUUGACAAUUUGAAUAGAUUAGAUUCUUCAGGGGAAAGCUCUUUCUGUUCAAUUGAAAUUUAAUAAACUCAGUUAAAGGCAGAGAAUGUUUAUCAGAAAUUUUUAGAUAAGGGUUACUAUAAUGCUUAAGAACAUAAUUUGUAGUAGAAGCACUAAGAGAAAAUAAUGAGUUUAUUGAAAGACUUAGGAAUUAAUGAAAAGUUAUUAAUCAAUUUCUAAGAAAUCAAAUAAGGAACACAAAUUGGAGAAGGAAAUUUUGGAAUAGUUUAUAAAGGAAAUUGGCUUGGAUAGGAUGUAGCCAUCAAAUCAUAUUGUUAGAAAUAAGACCAAUCUAAAAAUAGAUAAACUAUGGCCGAUUUUCUAAAGGAGGUCCAAGUUAUCUCUGAAUUGAGGCAUCCAAAUAUUGUGCUCUAUAUGGGUGUUUGUAUCAAAAAACACAACUUAUAUCUAAUUACAGAAUAUAUGGAAAAUGGAAGUUUGUAUGAUCAUAUUCAUAAAAAAAAAUCAAAAAAUCUAAAUUUUGUUCAUAUUAUUGAGGAUAUAGCUCUAGGAAUGUAUAACCUCCAUGGAAGAGGUAUUAUGCAUUGUGACUUGAAAUCCUCGAAUGUACUAAUUGAUUCAGAUUGGAAUGUUAAGCUUUGUGAUUUUGGUUUAUCAAGGAUUAAGACCAAGAAAACAAAAAGUACAAUUGGAACCUCUUAUUAAAUGGCUCCAGAAAUAAUGAGAGGAGAGCCAUACACUGAAAAAUCAGAUGUCUUUUCUUUUGGAAUGAUUUUAUGGGAAAUUAUGACUGGUAAAAUUCCAUAUCAGAAUUUAUCCAUAACUUAAAUCAUUGAAACUGUUGGUUGGGGACAUAAUCUUGUUGAAAUUCCCUAACAAAGUAAUCCUCCAGUUUUGGCAAUUCUUGCUAAAGAUUGUCUUUAAAAGGAACCAUCUAAAAGACCUAAUUUUGCAAGAAUUGUUGAAAUAAUUUAAUAAAGUAAAAAUAAUAAGUGUCAGAACAAAGAUAAAGCUAAAAAAUUAUUGAUCGACUUUUUAUAAAAUUGA